Molecule: messenger RNA, 2676 nt
Organism: Loxodonta africana (African savanna elephant)
Lineage: Eukaryota; Metazoa; Chordata; Mammalia; Proboscidea; Elephantidae
Gene: MPP4
Product: MAGUK p55 scaffold protein 4
Exons: 21
Coding region: 192-2099 (635 amino acids)
Cellular component (GO): plasma membrane; adherens junction
Molecular function (GO): protein binding
Source: RefSeq, a predicted model, not a curated record
GUAGAACUGCCCUGUAGGGUUUCCUAGGCUAUAAUCUUUACAGAAGAGAUCACCAGGUCUUUUCUCCCAUAGAGCCACUGGUGGGUUUGAACCACCGGUCUUUUGGUUGGCAGCUGAGCUGUGUAAGCUAUGUGCUGUUUGUUGAUCUGCUUUCCAGUUCUGAAUUCCUUUUGGAAGCCCAAGCAGGGAAGAUGAUACAGUCAGACAAAGGAACAGACCCUCCAAAGAAGGACAUGAAGGUUACCACAGCAACCAACUCGAAGAACGGUCUCUCCCAAAUCCUGAGGCUGUUGCUACAGGAGCUGGACCUGUUCUAUAGCCGAGAUGUGAAUGGAGUGUGCCUCUUGUACAAUCUCCUCCACUCCCCAUGGCUGCAGGCUCUGCUAAAGGUUUAUGAUUGCCUCCAGGAAUUUAAAGAAAAGAGACCAGUUCCUGACACAGCCCACGCACAGGCAUUAUCCGCUGAGGUAAUGGAACUGUUAGGUGAAACUCCUAAUUCCCCUGAGAUCCAUGAGCUGAGACAAAUCCUGCAGGCUUCACACUUUAAGGCCUUGCUCAGUGCCCAUGACACUGUGGCUCAGAAAGAUUUUGAACCCCUGCUCCCCCCUCUGCCAGACACUAUCCCUGAAAGUGAGGAAGCAAUGAGGAUUGUUUGCUUGGUAAAAAAUCAACAGCCCCUGGGAGCCACCAUCAAGCGCCAUGAGAUGACAGGAGACAUCCUGGUGGCCAGGAUCAUCCACGGUGGGCUGGCUGAGAGGAGUGGGCUGUUAUAUGCUGGAGACAAACUGGUGGAAGUAAAUGGAGUUUCAGUUGAGGGACUGGACCCUGAGCAAGUGAUCCAUAUUCUGGCCAUGUCUCGUGGCACAAUCAUGUUCAAGGUGGUUCCAGUUUCUGAUCCUCCUGUUAAUAGCCAGAAGAUGGUAUACGUUCGUGCCAUGACCGAGUAUUGGCCCCAGGAGGAUCCUGCCAUCCCCUGUGUGGAUGCCGGGUUGCCUUUCCGGAAGGGAGACAUCCUCCAGAUUGUGGACCAGAAUGAUGCCCUCUGGUGGCAGGCCCGGAGACUCUCAGACCUUGGUACCUGUGCUGGACUAAUCCCUUCUAAUCACCUUCUGAAGAGAAAGCAACGAGAAUUCUGGUGGUCUCAGCCUUACCAGCCCCAUUCUUGCCUCAAAUCAACUAUAUUGAGUUCUAUGGAAGAAGAAGAUGACAUGAAGAUUGAUGAGAAAUGUGUGGAAGCAGAUGAAGAAACAUUUGAAUCUGAGGAGCUUUCAGAAGACAAGGAGGAAUUUGUUGACUAUGGUCAGAAGUUCUUUAUUGCUGGUUUCCGCCGCAGCAUGCGCCUUUGUCGCAGGAAGUCUCACCUCAGCCAUCUUCGCACCAGCGUGUGCUGCAGCAGCAGCUGCUACAAUGCAGUGGGAGCCUCUUACGAGGAGGUGGUGCAGUACCAGCGACACCCUUCAGACAAGCACCGCCUGAUAGUGCUCGUGGGACCUUCUGGGGUUGGAGUCAAUGAACUGAGACGACAGCUCAUUGAAUUGAAUCCCAUCCAUUUUCAAAGUGCUGUGCCACACACUACUCGCUCCAAAAAGAGUUAUGAAAUGAAUGGGCGUGAGUAUCAUUAUGUGUCAAAGGAAACAUUUGAAAAUCUCAUGUACAGCCACAGGAUGCUGGAGUAUGGUGAGUACAAAGGCCACCUCUAUGGCACUAGUGUGGAUGCUGUUCAAGCAGUUCUUGACCAAGGAAAGGUCUGUGUCAUGGACUUAGAGCCUCAGGGUAUUCAAGUGGCUCGAACCCAAGAACUGAAGCCCUAUGUCAUCUUUAUAAAGCCAUCUAACUUGAGUUGUAUGAAGCUAUCUCGGAAAAAUGCCAAGAUCAUUACAGACUACUUUGUGGAGAUGAAGUUCAAGGAUGAAGACUUACAAGAGAUGGAGGAUUUAGCCCAAAAAAUGGAGGCCCAGUUUGGCCAGUACUUUGAUCAUGUGAUAGUGAAUGACAACUUGCAAGAUGCAUGCGUCCAGUUGUUGUCAGUAGUAAGGAAAGCUCAGGAAGAGCCUCAGUGGGUCCCAGCAACAUGGAUUUUCUCUGAUACCACAUCUUAGGGAGGCCUCCUGCUUAAUGCUGGAGUUUUAACAACGUACCUUGGUGAUAGAUACCUGGAAUAAUAGCUGUAAUAUAAAAUAGCGCUAUUUGACCCAUUGUAAUGCGUGCGACUUUAAAAGUGCGACUCGACGGCAGUGGUAUAGUUUAUUAAUUAAUCUUAUUUAAAAAUAAAUGUGUAUUGUAUGGGUAUGUAGACUGGCUUUUGGGAAACUUGUUUUUCCUUCACCUCCUAUGCAAUGUAGGAACAUGAAUGUGAAAAUAUCAAGUCACUAAACCUGAGAACCUUUCAUUUAUUUCAUAUGGCUUUUAUAGGAUUCAGAUUGAAAAAGCUUUUCCUAAAUAAAAUUAGCAGGAUUUCAUUUCAGAAACUGUGUUUUACUACAUAAACCUUGCUUCAUGAAAAAGUGUUUGUCAUUGUGCUUUUUACAAAAAGUGCCUAUUUGACUAACUCAGCAAGAGAAGUUAAUAUAUGUAUUUCACACCUAACAUCAAAACCUCAGAAACUGCAUUGCCUCCAUUAUCUACAAAUCAAUCCACAAGGAAGAUUAUUCUUCUGAUCACAAGUGUCCCAAACAU